Messenger RNA from Penicillium paradoxum, 318 nucleotides. It is a transcript of the gene nhp6, whose product is annotated as high-mobility group nucleosome-binding protein. NCBI's taxonomy places the organism in Eukaryota, Fungi, Ascomycota, Eurotiomycetes, Eurotiales, Aspergillaceae. The transcript is spliced from 3 exons. The record is from RefSeq and is a predicted model, not a curated record. The coding region runs from base 1 to 318 and encodes 105 amino acids.
AUGCCUAAGGCCGCAUCCACCCGCAAGGCUCCUGAGAAGCGCGUCCAGCGCCGCAAGAAGGACCCCAACGCCCCCAAGCGUGGUCUCUCUGCUUACAUGUUCUUCGCCAACGACAACCGCGACAAGGUUCGCGAGGAGAACCCCGGUAUCAGCUUCGGUCAGGUCGGCAAGCAGCUUGGUGACAAGUGGAAGGCCCUGAGCGAGACCGAUCGCAAGCCUUACGAUGCCAAGGCUGCCGCUGACAAGAAGCGCUAUGAAGAGGAGAAGGCUGCCUACCUCGCCAAGGCUGAGGAGGAAGAAGAGGAGGAGUCCUCUUAA